CAGCCACCUUAAGGGCCGGGCGGGGCGGCCGGGGCGAAGGCUGGCGGAGGAGCUACCGGCGCGGGAUCCGAGUUAGGAUCCGAGUUGGGAUUCGAGUCGGGGUCAGAUCGCGCCGGCGAGGGAGCCAUGGCGUCGUCCGGGCCGGCGCAGCUGGUGCUACUGCUGCUCGUGCUGCCGGCGGGCGCGGCGCGGGCCGGCCUCCACUUCCGCCCGGGCCGCGGCUGCUACCGGCCCCUGCGGGGGGACCAGCUCACCCAGCUGGGGCGCAGGACAUAUCCCCGGCCUCACGAGUACCUGUCCCUAUCGGAUCUGCCCAAGAGCUGGGACUGGCGCAACGUGAAUGGGGUCAACUACGCCAGUGUCACCAGGAACCAGCACAUCCCCCAGUACUGUGGCUCCUGCUGGGCCCACGGCAGCACCAGUGCCAUGGCGGACCGGAUCAACAUCAAGAGGAAGGGAGCGUGGCCCUCCGUACUGCUGUCCGUGCAGCACGUGAUCGACUGCGGCAAUGCUGGCUCGUGCGAGGGGGGCAAUGACCUGCCGGUGUGGGAGUACGCCCACCGGCACGGCAUCCCCGAUGAGACCUGUAACAACUACCAGGCCAAGGACCAAGAGUGUGACAAGUUUAACCAGUGUGGAACAUGCACUGAAUUCGGAGAGUGCCACGUCAUCAAGAACUACACCCUCUGGAAAGUUGGCGACUACGGCUCCGUCUCCGGGAGGGAAAAGAUGAUGGCAGAAAUCUAUGCGAAGGGGCCCAUCAGCUGCGGUAUAAUGGCAACGGAGAAGAUGUCUAACUACACCGGCGGCAUCUAUGCUGAAUACCGCAACAGGGCCUACAUAAACCACAUAGUCUCCGUGGCCGGCUGGGGUGUCAGCCAUGGGACGGAGUACUGGAUCGUCCGGAAUUCGUGGGGCGAACCAUGGGGUGAGCGGGGCUGGAUGCGCAUCGUGACCAGCGCCUACAGAGGUGGCAUGGGUGCCGCCUACAACCUCGCCAUCGAGGAGAGCUGCACAUUCGGGGACCCCAUCGUUUAAGGCAGACGUCUCCAGAGGAGCGGCUCUUAAAGAGAUGAUCGCAUGAGCCGUAACCAGAGGGGAUCCCACCUUCACGGGCACUGGGGUGGUACUGCCGUGGUUUGAAGGAACUGGGGGUUGGCGGUCACAUACGUGAUGGCCGGUGACGGCCCUGGGCGCCCAGGAGGGACGGCCGCCGCGAUGCCGCACGGGCUGAACGCGUUCUGGGGUGGGGCGGGGAGUCGCGGCGGGGGGACGACCCAGCACCUGCACAGGACGGCUUCCUGCCGGGAGGACGGCAGCGCACCAUCUACCUGAAGAAGCGUGAGCCACCAGGCAGCGAAUGAUGUGACCUCCGUUUUCUUCAAUAAAUGAUCUGGCGACUGUGGUCUGUGAUGUAUUUAAGAGGUGGAACAUUUCAGACUUGUCAUCACCAGUUCCUCUGUCACCCUGCAGUCAAUGGUGGGGCCGAGGGGGGAUGGCGAUCUCAAGUUGCCCAAGGGAUGAAUAAAAUGCACACUUCACAGCAGAACUGAAUCUGAGUGUUUUAUUUACACACGAAAACAACAUUAACACCGGGACCUACACCUUCCAACCGCAGAAGGGCUUUUUAUUUGUUCUCGGAAAAUGAAAGCAAUUGCAAUGAUACGAACUAACCAAUGGAGCCUUGUGAGAAAACUUAAAUCAAUCAACUCUGAAAAUAGUUCAUCUAAGUGUCUCAGUUUCUGAAUUUCCACCCCCCGCCCCGGGGCUGACAGUUGGCUACAUCCCAAGAGGUGACGGGAACCUAGUUCCGCUACUGGGGAAAUACUGUAAACAGGACUUGGGGGCAGCCCUGGACUCACGAGGAGACGGGACUGUUCCUAGUAGCCGUUACACUGCUGACAUCUUCCUUUUUAAAAAAGUUAUCCACCUCCUCCCACCACAGCCCACUUCCAAGACGCUGACUGGGCCUCUUCAACAAUAGCUUCUGGAAAGGGUUUUUCCACAGCGGGUCUCCUGGAAUGUUCUGCUGCAGCUCUGGAGGAUGCGCUGAAUCAGUUCACCAAGAUGAAGUUAGACUUGCAGUGAGC
Molecule: messenger RNA, 2090 nt
Organism: Globicephala melas (long-finned pilot whale)
Lineage: Eukaryota; Metazoa; Chordata; Mammalia; Artiodactyla; Delphinidae
Gene: CTSZ
Product: cathepsin Z
Cellular component (GO): lysosome
Molecular function (GO): cysteine-type endopeptidase activity
Source: RefSeq, a predicted model, not a curated record